This is a messenger RNA of Ylistrum balloti, 1956 nucleotides long. RefSeq lists its product as uncharacterized. The record is from RefSeq and is a predicted model, not a curated record. Bases 1 to 1956 code for a protein of 651 amino acids. The transcript has 8 exons. Lineage: Eukaryota; Metazoa; Mollusca; Bivalvia; Pectinida; Pectinidae.
AUGGCCCAGGUAGUCAUAACAAAAACUCAGUUUCAAUCAACCUUAACACAACUACUGGAGAAAGAUGAUAAAGAUUGCAAACUGCUUGUUGAUGUUUAUAACGAGGUCCGAACAUGUGCAGAAGAUAGUUUAUUAGUAAGAGAAAACAUCCUCAAGUUUGAUUCAAAGUUCUUUGAGAGUGUAAAACAAGGUCUUGUCGAUCUGAAAAAGACCGAUCGCCCAAUUCUCGUAAUUGGAGAAACCAGCGCUGGAAAGAGCAGCUUCUUGAACUUACUGAUUGGAAGAAAGAUCCUUCCGGAACUAGCGGCUCCAUGUACCCACUGCGUAUGUUCCAUUAAGAAAGGAGAAAAACUUGAAGCCCGUGUCAGCUCCUUUGAUGAUUCUACACCAAACAAUGUCCAGGUCAUCAGCGGUGAUGGCAUCACAGAUGAGAAAUUUCAGCAGACAUUAGAAAAUUUGGUGAAUCAAGAAAAUUGUGAGGAGUCCCUCGACAGAUGUAUCGAUAUCUUUGUGCCUAGUACUAUAUUAGAGGGAAAUGUACAUUUAGUGGAUACACCAGGAUUUGGUGAAAGUGAGAAAGUUACAAAAUCACUGCUGAAGUACCUACCAAAUGCUCUAGGGAUCAUCUUCAUUCUCAACUCGACAGUUUCCCUCGGGAUUGCCGACGACAGGGGUGCAUUGAUACUGGAUGAAAUCAAACAACUGGUUAACGAUCGUAAACUUCCAGCGUUUGACCCCAGCAGAGUCGUUUUCAUCGCCAACAAAUGGGAUCAGAUUUCAGUAAAAGAAAGAAAUAAUCAUCGGAUGAAGAUCAUACAAAGACUUGAGACAUUUUGGCCAGAGUUCCGAGAAGAUCAGCUGCAACAGCUUAGCGUUUCCUGUGUUCUAGAUGCACAAGACAACAAAAGUUAUCAGGAUUCUUACAAAUCUGUCAUAACAGAUUACAAAGCUGUUCUUGACAAAAUUCGUGAUACAGUCGAAAGCUGUGCAAAUGCAAGGUCGAUAGUACAUAGAAGGUACUUAGAGAAAGUUUUAGAACAUAUGAAAACCUUCACGGAUGCUUCGAUAAACUUUUUUGCCUUAUCCGUGGAAGAUAAACAUAAGAAAAUGGAGAGCCUGAAGACUUUGGUCUGUGAACUGGAAUCUACAUACAAGAAGGGUAAACAAAGAGUUAAAGACCUUGCUGGUGAUAUCCAAACAGGCAUAGUACAGGAUGUCUAUGGGUAUCUCAACGAUGUUGAAAACAGAAAAGCGAUUUUUCAGUGGAAAAGCAAUGGCAUGCCUAAUGGAAACGACUAUUCUAAAGUUAAAGCGGAGGCUCGCGUUGUCAUUCGAAAAUUUAUAUCAGAAGCUAUUUUUUCACGCACUGCAAUGUCUCAGUCAGCAAUUGAAAGUCUAGAAAGCAAGUUGGCAGAAUUCAUGAUUGAGAUCAAGGACAAUCAAGAAAAAAUAGAACGCCUUCUGAAAAGUACUGACGAUCGAGUGAAGAUCCAAGGAUUAGACAGGGAAACUCGGCAAACGCCUGAUGUACAGGACGAAGGAUUGAAUAAAGCGGCCAUCGCUACGAUAGCACUCACAUCGCCUCUUUGGAUUCCAUUGGGACUCGCAGGGCUAGUCACGGUUCUUCCUGUUGCGGCAGCAGUUGAUUUUGCAAGAGGAAAAAUGAAGAUUCUACGUUACAGGAAUAAUAGAAAGGAACAUUUAGAAAAGUGGACCGGAAAAGUUCUCCGAGAGGAGUAUAGUGAAUUUAGGCUUAAGUAUAUCAUAUUUGAAAGCUUUAACGACAAGAUGAAUGAAGAUAUGGACACAGUUGGAACGUUAAUCGAAGAACACAAAAAUAUUCUACUGCACCUUGACGAAAACAUGCAAACUGAGGUAGUACCUCAUGGCUACACCGAGAUGAGAAACAUGUGCUUUCGGAUGAAUGAAAUAUUUUCAAAAAUUCAGCAACUUUGA